This is a messenger RNA of Cylicostephanus goldi, 906 nucleotides long. The record is from the annotation of a GenBank genome assembly. NCBI's taxonomy places the organism in Eukaryota, Metazoa, Nematoda, Chromadorea, Rhabditida, Strongylidae.
AACGCGCAGAGGUACCCGGCAACCGUAGAGCAGAGUCAGCAUGGCAAACAUCCCGUUCUGCGUUACACCAUCCCAGGAGGGCCAUUAUGCUACACCUUUGAGCAUCUUCGAACGAAUGCCACUUACCAAGUCUACAGAUGCACCGGUUGCCGGCUGGCCGUGGACAGCAGGAACACCAUGAUCGCUAUCAUCGAUAACCAAUUCGUUGGAGACCCGCGCGCACUUCCCCAUUCGUGUAUACCAGCAAAGACAGCUCAAGAUAAAGUCGAAAGGCUCGUGUACAAGGAAUGUAAGAAGCUUCGAGAGGUUAGAAGGGGACCGAAGACCAGGACUAGAGUAGCUUGGCAAGAUAUGGAAGAUCAUAUUGUGGAUGAAGAAGGGAGAGACGAGGCAGAGAAAGACGACAUGCUGCACUACUUCCAUAGGGACGGAUUUACUUCGCGACAGAGGACGAUAAGGAGAGCCAUCCGAUCCACCGAAGACCCGAGCUGCACGAUGGACCAUAUCCCAGAUAGACACUCCCAGCUCACGGAUGGAUCAAGAUUCCUCCAGUUCCAGAACCCAGAGUUACACAUGUACUACUCCACGAAGACCAUCGGGAUGGCGCAGCGCCAUGGGCUGUACGCAUUGGUAGCUGAUGGUGUGCAUGAUUUGCAACCUGACGCUACCAAUCAGAUUGGACAACUCUAUACAGUCCAUGGCGUUUGCAAUGACACGAUGGACGUGCCAUUAUUGUAUGCCAUCACCACGAAGAAGAAUGUGAGAACAUAUGAGCUAAUCUUCGCCCAGCUGAAGGAAGAGAUGGAAAGGGCAGGUCCCGUAAGACGACUCAGAAUUCUUCAGUGGAAGGCUGCGCGUUCCAUCUCGCACUCGCUUGGAAUAGGAAGAAAGAUUCGCUUGGGUUGA